Messenger RNA from Cryptomeria japonica (Japanese cedar), 1610 nucleotides. Its product is annotated as leucine-rich repeat extensin-like protein 3. The record is from RefSeq and is a predicted model, not a curated record. NCBI's taxonomy places the organism in Eukaryota, Viridiplantae, Streptophyta, Pinopsida, Cupressales, Cupressaceae. Bases 711 to 1379 code for a protein of 222 amino acids. The transcript has a single exon.
UCGCUUUCAAGGACAGUAUGGAAACAAGAAGGAAGAUGAGCAUGAAUUUCAAAAGCAAAUCGUGAUGUGUGAGUUGUCAAGAGCAUCUUUACCUUUGAUUUUGUUGUCCACCUACACCUCACUUUGAUUUGGUGAUGGUGAUUGUGUCCACUCAAAUCCAACAUUACUCCUAAUUUAAAUCCAAAGCAUGGCCCUGUCAGUCCAAUAAUUUCCACACUCUUCUCCUUUCUUCACACAGAAUAUUUGCAGAGACUCGCAGAAAUCUAGAAAGUUUUCUUUGCCCUUUGCUUUCAGUAUAAGUUACAAAUCUCUGAUCGCUCUCUGCUUUUUCAUUACAGUGAGUGGCUGAUAGGCAGUGUUAGUGAGGCUUGGGCGAAGAGGAGGUAUAUUCAAUGUGUAUAUCCUUUUCAGAGUAGGUUUUUCGUCAUUUGCUUUCAGUAUAAGCUACAUUUUCGGAGCGGCCUCUGCUUUUUCGUUACAGUGAGUGGCUGAUAGGUAGUGGUAGGGAGGCUUGGCGAAGAGGAGGUAUAUUCACUGUGUAUAUCCAUUUCACAGUAGGUUUCUCGCCAUUUGCUUUCAUAAGCUACAUUAUCUGAACGCUCCCUGCUUUUUCAUUAUAGUGAGUGGCUGAUAGGGAUUUGUAGGGAAGCUUUGCGAGGAGGAGGUAUAUUCAAUGUGUAUAUCCAUUUUAGGUUAGGUUUUGAGCAGAAAUGAGGAAGAUGACAGUAUUGUGUAUAUUAUUUUUCAUGGCGGCCAUUGUGGCCGGGGAAAAUUCUGUCAAGGUGGACAUCUCCUCCACUCCUCCGCCGCCGUCGAUUCUGUGCACGCACUGUGAUACCUGUGCUGAUCCCUGUGCGGACCCACCCCCGCCGCCGCCGCAGGUGAGCAACCAAUGUCCGCCGCCCCCUGAGCUUACAAUAUCUCCUUCUCCGCCCUCUCACCAAUCUCCGCCGCCUCCAUCGUCCUCCGGAAGGAUCCCUGGCCCUCCCAUUGGUUACAUCUUGCCCCCGCCGCCUCCUUCAGGGAGUAGCGGAGAUACUCCCCUUUACUCCCCUCCGCCCGCCGGCGGUGGAUCAUCUUCAAACCCUCCGCCCGCCGGCGGCGGAGCUUCUUCAAACCCUCCGCCCGCCGGCGGCGGAGCUUCUUCAAACCCUCCGCCCGCCGGCGGCGGAGCUUCUAUCUACUCUCCGCCGCCGCCUUCUUCACCCUCUGGUAGCGGGAGCAAUGGCCAUUCUCCGCCGCCGCCCACCUCUCGCAACUCGUAUUACCCUUACUACCCUUACUAUUAUCUCUACACUCCAUCGGCUUCGGCUGCGCUCGUUGUUUACCGGGGUGGUUUUGUUGCUCUUAUUUGCCUUGUCGUAAUGCUUCUGCUGUAAAAGGCUUUGGCUAUCAAUGUGGAGCUCGGAAUGUACUCAGCGGGCAGUUUAUGCAGGUGGCUUUUGCUUUCCUUUCUUCUUCAAUCUCUAUGGCAGAAAUUCUUUUGACUUAUGUAUUUAAAAUGAUGUGUUUAGGAUGUAUACCGGCAGACGGAAUGAUCAUGUAGAUUUGACGAUGACCGUUGUCGUCUUUAUUUAUAGAAAUUUAAUGAAAAAUUUGUUAAAAAUUCA